Molecule: messenger RNA, 2838 nt
Organism: Candidozyma haemuli
Lineage: Eukaryota; Fungi; Ascomycota; Pichiomycetes; Serinales; Metschnikowiaceae
Gene: PFK2
Product: 6-phosphofructokinase subunit beta
Exons: 1
Coding region: 1-2838 (945 amino acids)
Biological process (GO): fructose 6-phosphate metabolic process; fructose 1,6-bisphosphate metabolic process; canonical glycolysis
Cellular component (GO): cytoplasm; 6-phosphofructokinase complex; mitochondrion
Molecular function (GO): ATP binding; fructose-6-phosphate binding; 6-phosphofructokinase activity
Source: RefSeq, a predicted model, not a curated record
AUGCCGGUUUCAGUCGUGCACGGCACCUCCGGUGCUGUUAUACACGCUCCUGGAAAACCCUUGAUGAACCAUACCAUCAACUUUUAUACCAACUUGGUGGGCUUCUUGGUCAAGUCAGAGCAGGCUUCGUCUGCAGUGUUGCUUGCCCAUGACAAACACACCACGUUAAGAAUUGAGGUUUCUGAUCAGAAAACUGAAGACGAAAUCGACGAUUUGAGGAAGCAUUGGUCAGAGCUGCACCCUGUGGCUGACUGGAGAUCCCAGCUGUCCCACUUGACCUUUGCAGUGACCAACUUGAACGAAUUGGUGUCUACGCUCAUUGGUCUGGAUGUUGCUUGCCAGUUGUACCCUAACGAGUUGUACCCAAGUGAGGUUUACACUGUGGAUCCAUUGGGAAACUUGGUGGGCUUCACCAGUGCAUCCAAUGCCUUGAGCUUGUUACCUCCAGUGAAUAAGUUGACCAUUGAAGACCACGAGCCUACUAUCAUGAGCUCUGCGGCUUCGGAAGUGUCCAGAAUUGUUGAUACUGAUGCUCCUUCUCUGAGAAAUAUUGCUGUGAUGACUUCGGGCGGUGAUGCUCCAGGUAUGAAUGCCUGUGUGCGUGCUGUGGUCCGUGCUGCCAUCUACAGAGGCUGCAAGCCUUUUGCAGUUAUGGAAGGCUACGAAGGUCUUGUUAGGGGCGGUGCUGACUACAUCAAAGAGAUGCACUGGCAAGAUGUUAGAGGAUACUUGACCGAAGGUGGUACCAAGAUCGGUACUGCCAGAUGCAUGGCUUUCAAGGAAAGACCAGGCCGUUUGAAGGCUUGUAAGAAUAUGAUUGAAGCUGGAAUUGAUGCCCUCAUUGUUUGUGGUGGUGACGGUUCUUUGACAGGUGCUGAUUUGUUUAGAUCCGAAUGGCCUUCCUUGAUCCAAGAGUUAUUGGAUGACGGUUCUAUCACCGACGAGCAAUACGAAAGACACAAGCAUUUGAACAUUUGUGGUACUGUGGGCUCCAUUGAUAACGAUAUGGCCACCACUGACGCCACUAUUGGUGCUUACUCUGCAUUGGACAGAAUUUGCAAGGCUAUUGACUAUAUUGAUGCUACCGCAAACUCUCACUCCAGAGCCUUUGUCAUUGAGGUCAUGGGUCGUCAUUGCGGUUGGUUGGCAUUGAUGGCUGGUAUUGCUACCUCUGCUGACUACAUUUUCAUUCCUGAGAAGCCCUCUUCAUCCAAAGACUGGCAAAGUCAAAUGUGCCAGAUUGUUGGAAAGCACAGAGAGAAGGGUAAGAGAAAGACCAUCAUCAUUAUGGCAGAAGGUGCCAUCACAAGCGACCUUGAACCCAUUACUGCCAAUCAGGUCAAAGAUGUAUUGUCCGACAAGUUGGGCUUGGACACCAGAGUUACUACUUUGGGCCACGUCCAAAGAGGUGGUAACGCUGUUGCAUAUGACCGUAUCGUGGCCACUUUCCAAGGUGUCGAGGCAGUCAAGGCUGUCUUGGAGUCUACUCCAGACACUCCAUCUCCAUUGAUUGGUAUCAAAGAAAACAAGGUUGUCAGAUUGUCUCUUGUUGAAGCUGUCAAGGUUACCAAAUCUGUUGCUGCAGCCAUCGAGAAGCACGAUUUUGCCGAAGCUAUGAAAUUGAGAGACUCAGAGUUUGUUGAACAUUUGCUGGACUUUAUGGCAAUCAAUUCCGCUAACCACGAGAAGCCAAGUCUUCCCGAGGAGAAGAGAAAGAGAAUUGCCAUCAUUAAUGUUGGUGCUCCUGCUGGUGGUAUGAACAGUGCGGUUUAUGCCAUGGCCACUUACUGUAUGUCUAGAGGUCACACCCCAUAUGCUAUUCAUAAUGGUUUCUCUGGUUUGGCCAGACACGAAUCUGUUCGCUCCAUCGACUGGUUGUCUAUUGAAGGUUGGACCUCCCAAGGUGGAUGUGAAAUUGGUACCAACAGAAACACGCCCGAAGGCACCGAUUUGGGAUUGAUUGCAUACUACUUUGAGAAGUACAAGUUCGACGGUUUGAUUCUCGUUGGUGGAUUUGAAGCAUUCGUUUCUUUGGAGCAGUUGGAGAAGGCUCGUCCAAUGUACCCUGCUUUCCGUAUACCCAUGGUGCUUAUCCCAGCAACCAUCUCGAACAACGUGCCAGGAACCGAUUACUCGCUUGGGUCCGACACUUGUUUGAACUCGUUGAUGGACUACUGUGACGUUGUCAAGCAAUCUGCCUCCGCCACAAGAGACCGUGCUUUCGUCAUCGAUGUGCAAGGAGGAAACUCGGGCUACAUUGCUACAUUUGCAUCCUUAGCUUGUGGUGCCCAAGCUUCGUACGUUCCCGAAGAGGGCAUUGAUUUGGCUCAAUUGGAGCUUGAUAUCAAGUCCUUGAAGGAAUCCUUCACAGCAGAGCAUGGUCUUUCCAGAACCGGUAAGCUAUUAUUAAAGAGCACAAACGCUUCGAAGGUUUUGACUACACAAGUGUUGGCAGAAAUCAUGAAGCUGGAGUCUGACGGUGUUUUCGACACCAAGACAGCCGUUCCAGGCCAUGUCCAACAAGGUGGUUUACCAUCACCAGUUGACAGAACCAGAGCCACGAGAUUUGCAGUCAAGGCGGUCCAGUUCAUCGAGGACAAGUCGGGUCGCAUUGACAAGUGCAGAGACGAGAUCGACUUCCCUAUAGACGACAAGGAAUUGUCUGAAACAGCCGCCGUGCUAGGUAUAGUCUCGUCGCACUUACGCUUCACCGGCAUCAGACAAUUGUACGACUUUGAAACGGAGGUCGGCAGAAGAAUGCCCAAGAGGAUUCACUGGGCCAAGGUCAGAGAAAUCUGUGACCACUUGGUCGGCAGAACGAAGAUUGCCAAGGCAUAG